Molecule: messenger RNA, 294 nt
Organism: Loa loa (African eye worm)
Lineage: Eukaryota; Metazoa; Nematoda; Chromadorea; Rhabditida; Onchocercidae
Exons: 3
Coding region: 1-294 (97 amino acids)
Biological process (GO): mitochondrial transmembrane transport; monoatomic ion transport
Cellular component (GO): mitochondrial inner membrane
Molecular function (GO): monoatomic ion transmembrane transporter activity
Source: RefSeq, a predicted model, not a curated record
AUGUUACAGGCAGUAAAGGAUACAACAUUAACACGAGCAUUUCUACCAAUACCAUUAUUGAUGAUACCUCCCUGUAUAAUGCCAUUUUUGGAAAGACGAUAUCGAUGGGUUACCAAAACCACAAAACAUCAUAUAUUCAUUAGUGCCGUAGUUUGCACACUUAGUUUUGCAUUCAGUUUACCCAUAUCCUUGGCGAUCUUUCCACAAGAAUCUCGAAUAUCAAGGGAUCAUUUGGAAGCAGAAAUACGAGAAAAUACAACACAAGAAUAUCUUUAUUAUAAUCGCGGUUUGUGA